Molecule: messenger RNA, 1619 nt
Organism: Camponotus floridanus (Florida carpenter ant)
Lineage: Eukaryota; Metazoa; Arthropoda; Insecta; Hymenoptera; Formicidae
Gene: GlcAT-I
Product: galactosylgalactosylxylosylprotein 3-beta-glucuronosyltransferase I
Exons: 4
Coding region: 35-1195 (386 amino acids)
Biological process (GO): chondroitin sulfate proteoglycan biosynthetic process; carbohydrate metabolic process
Cellular component (GO): Golgi membrane
Molecular function (GO): galactosylgalactosylxylosylprotein 3-beta-glucuronosyltransferase activity
Source: RefSeq, a predicted model, not a curated record
AUGACACCUCUCAGUCUUCUCUCUGACACAAUGAAUGCCCAGACCUGAGUCAUCUGAGCAGACUUUCUACUUUUUAACAAUCUUUGUAGUGUUUACAUUUGAGCGGUCGGUCGGUCAGGCAGAACAGUGUCAUGGCGCGACAACAAUGACCGAGGGUGCGUUUCUCAUCGAGGAAUCCAGCACGAAAGCCAAUAUGUGGGGCGGAUUGCGCUGCAAUAGGGCUUUCGUGAUACUGGUUCUGCUAAAUGUCAUCGCGUUCCAAAGCAUCGUAUAUUAUCAAGAACACAAGAAAUGGGAAGAGGUGAGAUCCCAGUUGGAGCCGGUGAUUGCGGAUCUGCGGGAUAUGCAGGGUCUGACGUACAGCUUGCUGAAGAGGCUGGAGGCGCACGGCCUCUUCGUCGAGAACGUCCGCGGACGAGGAGACGAUAAUCGGCCGGUCAUCUACGUCAUCACGCCCACGUUCGCCAGGCCUGUGCAGAAGGCCGAGCUCACUCGACUGGCGCAGACCUUCCUCCACGUGUCCAACGUCCACUGGAUCCUCGUCGAGGACGCGCCGCAAAAAACUGCCCUGGUCACCCGGUUUCUGGAGACCAGUGGCCUCAUCUACACCCACCUGUCGGCGGCCACCCCGCCGAAUUAUAAGCUGGGCAGGAACGAUCCCAACUGGAAGAAGCCGCGCGGGGUCGAGCAACGAAACGCGGCGCUAAGAUGGCUCAGGGAGAAUCUUAGAACAUCCGACAGGGGUGUCGUUUACUUUGCCGAUGAUGACAAUACUUAUUCCAUCAAGCUUUUCCGCGAGAUGGAGAAAAUACAAAGAGUCGGUGUGUGGCCGGUCGGUUUAGUUGGCGGUUUAAUGGUGGAGAAGCCUAUUUGUGAUAACGCUACUAAACAAGUACUCAGUUUUAAUGCGGCGUGGAAACCGGAUCGACCGUUUCCACUCGACAUGGCAGGUUUCGCCAUUAAUCUCGAGCUGUUGCUCAAGCACAAAGACGCGUGGUUCUCAUACGACGUGCAAGGUGGUUAUCAAGAGAGCGAGAUACUCAGACAGAUAGUCACGAGGGAUCAAUUGGAGCCAUUGGCGGACUGUUGCACAAAAGUAUACGUGUGGCACACGCGAACGGAACAGCCGCAAUUAAACGUCGAGCAGAUGUUAAUUAAAAAGGGCAAACGUUCUAACGUCGGCAUCGAAGUAUGAAGAGGUCGGCCAAUUUUAUGGCAGCGAUAAUCUAAUAGAUAUACAGUAAAUUCAUUGACAUCGAUCUUACAGUAUUAUAAAUUUCGUACUCUUAUAUUAUUAUAUAUGUAUACAUAUACAAUAAUACAGUGCCAUACUGUAUAGCCGCUUGUAGCUAAACGGACGUAAUAGGGAAGAUAAAAAAAUGUACCAAUAAUUCCGACAGCUCAAUUUCAAAGAAUCAUGCGACAGGGUGUGCUUUUUCAAUUUUCAACAAAUUUGCACACCGCUACCAUGAUAUUGUCGUUAUUUCAUUAAGAUGGGUCAACGACUUUUUGCCACACAUUGUCAGACGAUUGCCCAAUUUCGUUAUAACGCGUCGACGUCAUUUGAUAAGGACUAUUGUUUAUUGAUUAUUGCGUAAUAAAAUUUUUCAGGCAAACGA